Drosophila erecta is the source of this 485-nucleotide messenger RNA. RefSeq lists its product as uncharacterized. NCBI's taxonomy places the organism in Eukaryota, Metazoa, Arthropoda, Insecta, Diptera, Drosophilidae. The transcript is spliced from 2 exons. The record is from RefSeq and is a predicted model, not a curated record. Bases 11 to 379 code for a protein of 122 amino acids.
UGUUCGUUUUAUGCGGAAUCCUGAAAUAGCAGCCAGAUCAGUGGACUUGAUGCAGUCGAUAGGAUCAGUAGCCAGAACUGGGAACGUUGCUCCAAAUAUAAAACCUAAGCACAUAAGGCGUGCCGCAGCACAGAUCCCUGAAAUGCCCAUGGACCUGCACACGAAGCACACCCCAUGUGACAUGGACUCCAGGGGCAGGGAGAGCUUCAUAUUCGCCUUUCCCAACCAUUGCAUAUGGGCGUUCAACAAUCGGUACUUGAGCGAAGGACAUUACCGCGUCUACAAGACCUAUCAGCUGGAAGGAUUUUUCUUUGGCCAGUACUACGAGCGCCUAAAGCGUUACGAAUUCGAGCCACAUACCUACGAUUACAAUAUGUAAUGCCAUAUGAACAAAUUCUAAUUACUACCAAGACAUUUUCUUUAAAGUAUAUAAUAUUUAUAGCGUGCCCUAAAUGAUUUCGAUUUUAAGAUACUCGUACUUCUUC